GUUCUGAGUAUCAAAGCUGGACACGUUUUUUUAAUCAAAGCUAGACACUUGCUAAAAUGUUGCCGAGUUAAAUGCAACAGUGCGAAUAUAACCUUGUCAGGGGAAAACUAUUUGGCAGUUGUUAACGCGCACGCGCAUGCAUGCGUUUGUGAGUGAGGUCAAAAUAAUGGCAUAGCAUUGUUAAUUUCAUAGAAUGGGAAAAUGCAUCCUUGGAAAUAUGAUGCAAAUAGCAGUUGCUAACAAUGUGCGACUGUGCCUACAAUAUGUUGGACUUCGCUGAGUAGCCCAUUGCGUUCUUAAAGACUGUUUGAAAGAUAAGUUGAGCCAGCGCGCACCAGCUGCCGCGUAGCUUUGAUGAAUUGGAAUGCUAAUACACGCUCUUUGUAUUUGCAGAGAUUCCUAUCUUCGUUAUCGACUGAACGUAUAUCAAAAGGGAGAGGUUGUGGUCUGGUAGGGUAGUUAUUUUCCUGAACCCAUCGUUUGUUUAACACAGGCUAUGCCAUUAUUUAGUCUUGAAAUUUAACCUGCGUAACUUUGUUUUUUACCUUACAUUGAAUACUGAAAACAUCACUGACAACAAGAGAAGGGGUAUGCGUAUCAGAUGACGUGACAAUUCAAGAUUGAAGCAUUUUAGGAGUCUUCAAAACAAAUUUUGCAACCGACAGAAGCGGUUUUUUUAACGUUGUGUUAUUUUUUCUUUUUUGCAGGCGAGUCAUUUUUUAAUGCUCCGAAGUGGCUAUGGGUAAGCCUAUCUGCCUGCAUUCGUGACAGCCGGCCAGUAAACAUGUAACUGUGGCAUCGUUUCGUUCUCCAGAGUGUGUUUAGCACGUGCGCCAGAACUCAUUUUAAGCCAGCUCUCGGAAUGUGUUUAAUACAUUUUUUUUAACAAGGAGCAAUAUCCGCUCUUUCAUUACAUUCGUCGCUCGGUUCCAAACGCAACAAGGUCCGGAGGAGGGGGAAUUUGGCAAACUAGUAAAGUUCACAGCUCUCAGCAAAAUGUAGAUGGUCCCUUACGUGUAUCCAUGCUUCAUGGAAGCACAUUGGGGAGGAGAAACUGUAUGUAAAAACGCCUAUUUCAGUGUGUUCAAGGCGGGGCAAGACUCCUUCGUCACCCAAUUCCCACCCCCAUUUGAGUGGAGUCAGAGAGGGGAGAAGAGAAAGUUUAGGCUCAUAUGCGAUGGAAGGUGGGAGUGUUGGGCGAAGCCAAACAACGCUGCUUUCUUUUAAACGGCUAAAUAUAGCUGUUAUAGCACUCAAAUAAUUAUCUUGAAACACAAUUAAUUCCACCGUCGAACAACCGAUCACAUCCAUGCCCGGAAAUUAAUGACAACAUCGAAGCUAAUACCGUAUUUCGAACUUGGUAUCCAAGAAAAAUAGCAGUUUUUUCGGAGGAGUUCGAAGGUCUAUUUCAACAGGGGAAUUAUUGAAUGACUUUCCCGGGGACUAUUUUAUUAGUUGUGUUUUUCAUAAUUUGCGUAUUUUGGACCAUACGGAUGAGCAACCUCGUUUUGAGCUGAAGACAAACUGGACACUAAUCUCCUUCAUCUGGGAAAGUACACAUCGGUCUGGAGUAAAUGCUCUGAAUCGUCUUCAUAUAUAAAUCUCUCUAUAUAUAUAUUUUUUUAAUUAAACAGAUUCAUGUGGAUUUUUUUCCCUUGCUUCCAUAAUUUUCAUUGUUUUAAGAUCAACAUGGAAGCCUUUCAUUUGAAGAUUGCGAUUUCCCUGUGGUGUCAGCUGAUGAUCGCCGGCUCCAGCUUGGACAUCGCGGCUUACGACGCCGAGCUGGGCAUUCAGGCGAAGUGCGAGCCCAUCACCAUCCCCAUGUGCCAGGACAUCGGCUACAACGUGACGCGGAUGCCCAACUUCAUGAAGCACGAGACCCAGGCGGAGGCCAGCAUCAAGCUGAACGAGUUCGCGCCGCUGGUGGAGUACGGCUGCGACGUCCACCUGCGCUUCUUCCUCUGCUCGUUGUACGCGCCCAUGUGCACCGACAAGGUGUCCAACACCAUCCCGGCCUGCCGGCCCAUGUGCGAGCAGGCGCGGCAGAAGUGCUCGCCCAUCAUGGAGAAGUUCAGCUUCGGCUGGCCCGACUCGCUCGACUGCUCCCGGCUGCCCACCAAGAACGACCCCAACGCCCUGUGCAUGGAGGCGCCCGAGAACGACACCAAGACCGAGACCAAGAAGGGCGAGGGCAUGCUGCCGGUGCCCCCCCGGGCCAGGCAGCCGGGCGCCGGCGGCGGGCGCGCCGCGGGCAGCCUGGGGUCCUGCGACAACCCGGAGAAGUUCCAGUACGUGGAGAAGAGCCAGUCCUGCGCCCCCCGCUGCUCCUCCGUCGUGGACGUCUUCUGGUCCCGCCAGGACAAGGACUUCGCCUUCGUCUGGAUGGCGGUCUGGUCCACGCUCUGCUUCGUCUCCACCGCCUUCACCGUGCUGACCUUCCUCCUGGACCCCCACCGCUUCCAGUACCCCGAGCGGCCCAUCAUCUUCCUCUCCAUGUGCUACAACGUCUACUCGGUGGCCUUCAUCAUCCGCUCGGUGGCGGGCGCCGAGAACAUCGCCUGCGACCGCGAGAACGGCGAGCUCUACAUCAUCCAGGAGGGCCUGGAGAGCACGGGCUGCACCAUCGUCUUCCUCAUCCUCUACUACUUCGGCAUGGCCAGCUCCAUCUGGUGGGUCAUCCUCACGCUCACCUGGUUCCUGGCGGCGGGCAGGAAGUGGGGCCACGAGGCCAUCGAGGCGCACAGCAGCUACUUCCACAUGGCGGCCUGGAUCCCCGCCAUGAAGACCAUCGUCAUCCUCACCAUGAGGAAGGUGGCGGGCGACGAGCUGACGGGGCUGUGCUACGUGGGCAGCAUGGACGUCAACGCCCUGACGGGCUUCGUCCUCAUCCCGCUCUCCUGCUACCUGGUCAUCGCGACCUCCUUCAUCCUGACGGGCUUCGUGGCGCUCUUCCACAUCCGCAAGAUCAUGAAGACGGGCGGCACCAACACGGAGAAGCUGGAGAAGCUCAUGGUGAAGAUCGGCGUCUUCUCCAUCCUCUACACCGUGCCGGCCACCUGCGUGAUCAUCUGCUACUUCUACGAGCGCCUCAACAUGGACUACUGGAAGUUCCGGGCGCUGGAGGGCAAGUGCGCCACCCUGCCCGGGCGGCGGAACGAGGACUGCUCGCUGGAGGCCUCCGUGCCCACGGUGGCCGUCUUCAUGCUCAAGAUCUUCAUGUCCCUGGUGUGGGCAUCACCAGCGGGGGUGUGGGUGUGGAGCUCCACGACCCUGCAGACCUGGCAGGGCCUGUGCAACAGGAAGCUGGCGGUCAGGACUAGCAGGAAGCCCUGCAACGGCGUCAGCUGCGGCAGCAACCACUGCCACUACAAGGCCCCGGCGGUGGUGCUCCACAUGACCAAAACGGACCCCUAUUUAGACACCCCCACGCACGUCUGAGAACUGGAACCAGGCGCUAUCGGGAGUGUUCCUCGGACGGAGCCCAAAGGGAAGGGGGGGCGGGGGCAG
Molecule: messenger RNA, 3507 nt
Organism: Anguilla anguilla (European eel)
Lineage: Eukaryota; Metazoa; Chordata; Actinopteri; Anguilliformes; Anguillidae
Product: frizzled-9-like
Biological process (GO): non-canonical Wnt signaling pathway; canonical Wnt signaling pathway
Cellular component (GO): plasma membrane
Molecular function (GO): Wnt-protein binding; Wnt receptor activity
Source: RefSeq, a predicted model, not a curated record